Trametes versicolor FP-101664 SS1 is the source of this 576-nucleotide messenger RNA. RefSeq names its product NuA4-domain-containing protein. NCBI's taxonomy places the organism in Eukaryota, Fungi, Basidiomycota, Agaricomycetes, Polyporales, Polyporaceae. The transcript is spliced from 3 exons. The record is from RefSeq and is a predicted model, not a curated record. The coding region runs from base 1 to 576 and encodes 191 amino acids. Gene Ontology annotation, cellular component: NuA4 histone acetyltransferase complex.
AUGUCAAAUGACAUACCAACACCGGAGGAGAAGGCCAAGUACGAUGCGGCGAAGAAGGAGCUGCUGCAGGCUCUCGCGAAGAAGCGGAAUUUGGACAAGCAGCUCGCGCUGAUAGAAGUCCAAAUCUACAAUCUUGAGGGCUCCUACUUGACGGAGACUGCUGCACACAGCGGAGGCAACAUCAUCCAUGGCUUCGACGGCUAUUUCAAGAACCAGCCCAGCGGCCGGCGGAAAUACGAAAUCAGCGAGCAGGACCGGAUUUUCUCUACAAGCAGCAUGACAUACAAGAAGUCGUUGGAACUGUCAGGCGAAGGAGAAGAGUCAACAGCAACAGGAGACGACCAGUCGCGAAUGUCCACCCCUGGCCUGACUACCGUGAUCGUGCCCCCUGCGCCAAGGCCAGAGGUGCUCACGGCGGCACAGCAGAAGAAGAACAGGGAUAGAGAGUAUCAGCGCAAGAAGAGGGCGAGCGCGGCGGCGAACCGGAAACAGGGCGAGACGCCUAUCAGCGACGACGAGAGCGUGUCAGGGCGAAAACCGAUGAAGAGAGCACGGUUGAUGACUGACGAGGAUUGA